AUGGGAUCGGCGGCUGCGCUCUCAUGCAGCAGGGGCGGAGGCUUUGCUCCAGCAGCGAGGGCUCUUGGACGGCCGUUGGAGCCUUUGCUGCCAAGGCGAGGAUGGACGGCAGCAGCCGGUAGGCGAGCUGAGACCACGGUGGUUAUGCAGAUCCACCCCGAGGGAGGGCAGAGCCCGUGCAACAUCAAGGUGAUCGGCGUAGGCGGCGGGGGAAGCAACGCCGUGAAGCGAAUGAUGGAGUCCGAGAUCGAGGGCGUUGACUUCUGGUCGCUCAACACCGACGUGCAGGCGCUUGGCCGCGUGUACGGAGCCCGCACAAUGACUAUCGGCAAUACGAUUACGCGUGGCCUCGGCGCUGGGGGAGUUCCGGAUAUCGGGAGGCGGGCAGCAGACGAGAGCCGCCAGCAGAUCCAAGAGAUCGUCGAGGGGACGGACCUUGUUUUCGUUACUGCGGGGAUGGGCGGCGGGACAGCUAGGAGGCGUUUUCGGGCAGUCGGCUUUGCCCGCCGCCGAUGUGCCAGGGAUUUAGCGAUGCUCUUGAGACAGCGUGGGUGGCUGUCGUAA
Molecule: messenger RNA, 564 nt
Organism: Ectocarpus siliculosus
Lineage: Eukaryota; Phaeophyceae; Ectocarpales; Ectocarpaceae
Source: the annotation of a GenBank genome assembly